AUGAAAAUAGGCAUUGUGGUUUUCUGUCUUUUGUGUUGCUGCUUUGAAGCUUUGCAUGGUGUUGGCCAGUGUCCAUCCAUUUCAUCCUGCACUACUUCUUGCACAGAGAAUAUCACCAACCAUUCUCGACUCAAAGAUGAAUUUCCAAGAGAAAAUUUUACGCUGAAUUGCCCUUUGCCCAGCAAUGUGAAAGGUUUCUAUAUGAAGCUGUAUAAGGGCCAGAGCAAUCAAGAAGAAUGUUCUCUUUAUGUAGACAAUGGAAAAAACAACUCUGAAAGAACAAAUAAAUUCUGUGAACCAAUCCAUUCAGAUGAAAAGGUAUCAUUCAUUCUCAGAAAUUUAAAAAGCAAGGAUAGUGAUACUUAUAUCUGUUGCCUAGAAGUUCUUACUCCAGUCUAUCGUUGUUGCAAAUCGAAUGAAAAGCAUCUCUAUGUUCAAGAUUCAGAAAAACCUUCUUUCCCAGAUUCAGAAAAACCUUGCUGGCUAUCGGAAUCUACGUCAUGGAUGCUUAUUGGGCUCGUAGUUUUUUUAUCUGUUGCCUGCAUCUUUUCUUCAAUAAGGUGUUUUAGAAGUGCGGUUUGCCAACGUGCCAAGAGUUAUGACAACAACACUGAAUACAUGUCCAUGGCGGCAGUAAAACCUAGAUGAAAAUGCAGUAUCCAGAGAUAAUACGUAAAGUGGGUUCCAUGAAGCAGUGAGGUCAAAGUUGACCUUGGACUUAAUUUACUUUUAAGGGGUUGGUUUUCUCUCCUUGCUUAUCUCUUCUUCCUGGACAACCAGCUUUGGCUUCAUCAGAAAAGCUCCUAAAGCAAGAAACUACUUUGAAUUAUUGCAGAGGAGCAACCCAGCACAAGACCUCCAUGCUAUCAAGAUUCUUCUCCGCUUGUUAAUUUUGCAUUCCUCCUUAAUGCCAGUCAGGACUGUCUUGUCCCACUGUUAGCUCUGUUAUGAAUCAAAGACUCAAGGUUUAAUGGAA
Messenger RNA from Ahaetulla prasina, 976 nucleotides. RefSeq names its product T-cell-specific surface glycoprotein CD28-like. Lineage: Eukaryota; Metazoa; Chordata; Lepidosauria; Squamata; Colubridae. The transcript is spliced from 5 exons. Gene Ontology annotation, biological process: T cell costimulation; cell-cell adhesion; T cell tolerance induction. Bases 1 to 648 code for a protein of 215 amino acids. The record is from RefSeq and is a predicted model, not a curated record.